Molecule: messenger RNA, 3836 nt
Organism: Calliphora vicina (urban bluebottle blowfly)
Lineage: Eukaryota; Metazoa; Arthropoda; Insecta; Diptera; Calliphoridae
Gene: flap
Product: flapper
Exons: 4
Coding region: 471-3359 (962 amino acids)
Source: RefSeq, a predicted model, not a curated record
ACGUGUAUCUCUCUCUCUCUUAGUUUUUUUGAAUUUUCAAAACGCUGUUAUUGGAACCAAAAACGCUAAAUAAAUUACAAUAAUUUUUAAUUAACGUUCAACUACUUAUAUUGUUUUUUUUAUUUGCCAUUGUUGAGAUCUUUGAAAUAAAAUAAAACACACAAAUAAAUAAAACUAGUGGGUGUAUUUUUCUAACUUUAAGUCGUGUUUUUUCUAUGAUUUUUUCCAAUUAUUUAUACAAUUCCUAUAUCAAUAUGAUUUUAAUGAAAACAGUUUUAAGUUGAAUAGAAGAAGAAAAAAAAGAAUUACAAAAUAACUUGUGUAAAUUAAAACGUAAAAGAAGUGAAAAAAUAAUAUCAAAAGUUAAACAAAAUUAAAAAUUUUAAAUAAAUCACGAAAUCUUACGAAAAUUUUAAGUGUUAACAAAAAAUCAACAGCAGCAGCAGCUAUAACAACAAAACACCAACAUAAUGAAGAUAGCAACAACUUUAACGCCACCAACACCACCUUCGCUAUUUAGAGGAGCCCUAAAUAAGCGCAGCAUUUAUUUAACCAUCUUGUGUCUCAUCAUUGCCACACUAUGGAAUACACACAGUGUGUCGGCAGCCCCAGCCAAACUUGACUCACUUGAUUCAACAUUUCCAUUAGAUUUACAACCGCCCAUCUUUGAGGCCACAGCAACGGCAUCAUCAUCACCCACACCAGCCAACGGAAACAGCGAUGCCACCACAAUCGACAGCUAUGGCAAUCCCAUUGAAAGCCUACAACCGAUACAAACUCCCGAUGGUCGAAAGGUUGUAAGCGCCCAAGGUCUACAAUUUGAAAUACCAAAUUAUGCCUCGGGCAUAACUGAACUUAAGAAGCCCUCUGAUGAUUUACUGCCACCAUUUGUUGAUCCCAUUGUCGUUGCACUACCAAAUGAAUCCACAAAUGCAGGUACUUCGUCAUCGGCCGAAACAUCAACCAGCGUCGAUGUUGAAAGUGUUCCCCUGCUGGAAGUCAAAACGCAGCCUGCCGCCACAGCUUUUGGUUCCAAGGCAGCUCUCUUUAAAGGUUUACCCGAUUAUAUAUUGGAACUUAAUGAUCCCGAUAUAGGUGGUCCGGUGGAUUAUGAACCUUCGCAGGAUAAUCGUGGUUUGAAUGUUAUAGCCUGGGAUUUGUUGCCGCCUUUGGAGAUGGCGGUGUUGGAGGAUAAAUCUAUUAGUCAUAGUAAUAAAGUCAGCGUAACAACUGGUCACAAUUUGAAUGCUCAAAACUAUCAGACAUCUAGUCAUACUACACUGCAACCUCAAUUAGGCUCUAGAAAUUCCUUUGAGACAACAACCAAACCCAGCUAUACACAAAAUAGAGGAGCAUCUUACUACAGCAGCAGCACGACAACGUCAACUACACCCAGAACUACAACAACAAGACGUACGACCACUACAACCCGCGCCACCACAACAACAACACCCAGAACUACCACCACACCUAGAACUACCACUACACCCAGAACAACUACCACCACCACCACCCGAAGAACCACUACUCCAAGAACCACUACUCCCAGAACUACAACUACCACCACCAGCACCACACCCGAACCAGACUCCUCUGAAUUCUUUAAAUUAGCGGCAGGAGAUUCCUAUACUCUGCCACCCUGGCUGCAAGAUAUCGAUGAUCCCGAGCUAGAUGUAGCUGUGGCCUUUAUAGUACCCGAAGAUAUUAAUGAAUAUAAUCACACUUUGGACAGAGACAUAUUGCCGCCUCUAGAACCCUAUACCGAUUUGAAUAAUAUACAUUUGACACCACCUCCAUACUUCAAAGAUGUCAUUACUACACCCAGAACUACGACGGUGUCCACAAGCCAGCCUCAUUGGAUUAGAGCCAAACCAACAGCAGCCAAACCCACUAUAGCCACAUUUAACAAUCAAUUCACUAGUCUUAGUCCAUCCAUAUCAUCAACUAAUUAUGCACAGCGCACUACGAGCACCAGCACCACCACCACAACCACAACAGUCAAACCAAAAACUACCCAAAACUACUAUAACCGACAACUUUCCUCCACAACUCCUCAAACAGAUAAAAUCGAAAGCAGCAGCAGCAAUGAGGAUUUAAAUAAAAAGCAAAGAAAUCCCUUUUUACCUUCUGGAUUUGAUGAUGGCAAAUAUAAACCCCAGGCCACCACUAGAAGAACUACCACCACCACUACACCAGCUCCCGUAAUUGUAGAGGAAAAUCCCUUCGAGCCCACCAUACCACCCUGGCUUAAAGAUUUCGAUUAUCCCGAUCUAGCACCCGGUGUACCCUUCGUCUACGAUCCCAAUGAGGAUGAAAGUCCCGUGGACAAAAACAUUUUGCCACCUUCUAAGACAGACGACACUAACAAGCCCACAUUCAUCUCGAAUCCAUCCUCCUCCUCCACCUCUCCCUUUUUAAAUUCUCAAACGCCUCAGGGUUUCACAAAUAAAUUCACUUCUUCCGCUACUUCCCUAGCUUCUUCUUCUUCUAUCCCAUCAAUUGUAACAAUUCCACUCCCAUCCACACAAACAAACCAAGAUGAUAGUACGUUUACGCGACCCCCUCUCGUGUUCGUACCACCACCGCCCACCUCAGCGGCUGGCAUCAUCAUCAGCAGUGCUGAUAAGGCCGUUGAUAUAACAAACACAAAAACCUCAUCAACAUUUAACACAAAUUUUGCAGCACCCUUUGAGCCUGCCACCACCAGCUCGGCUGCGGGACAGACAACAGCCACUGGCGGCGACCAAAAGAAGGUACCCCUGAGUGCUGAUCGUGAAUCUUUCCCGCCCUUCAACAAUGUUAUUAGCGGCGGCAGCUCCUCCUCCUCCACCAUACCCAGCAAGACCACCUUUACCAAGAGCGAAGAUGGCAAAGUCAUCACCAAUAAUAUCUUCCUGAGUGGUGGUGUUGGAGCGACAUCGGUGAAGCCAUUUGGUUCGAGUCAAACUACUAAUAGCCAGGAGAAAGGUACCUUUACCACCCAAUCUUUUACGGGCUCAACCUUUACCAAAUCCACCACAGACUCCACUGUAUUCAAACAAUUCGGCACCACUUCAUCGGCAGCCUCUGGUUUUGUAACAUCUGCAGGAGCAACAUCCUCAAGCUUUGGAUCUACUUCCAGCAAUGAUGCAUCAAAAUAUACCGGACGUUUUGGAGGUCCCCCCGGAGUAUUGGCACCUCAAAAUACUGGCUUCACCAGCGCCAGCACAACAGUUACCAAAUCAUAUAACAAGCCAGCAUUUACAACUUUGGGAGUAACGGCCUCUCCAGGUGUAGCAACCAGCAAUCACAAGUUUACUGGAAGUUUUGGAGGACCUCCAGGAGUAUUGAAGCCCUAUGAUAAUGUUAAGAACCGUUAAGAGCUGAAUAAAUAAAAGAGGGAAGAAUACAUAUUAUUUUUUUUUAGAUUUAGUUAAAUUAUUUAUGAGAUGAAGAAACAAAGCAAAAGAAAUGGACAAUAAUUUUUUUUAUUAUAAGUUUGAAUUGUUUAUUUUUUUUAUAUAAAAAUAUUUGUUAAUUUAACCUUAAAUUGAGAAUACUCAACAAAAUUUAUAUUAUUUUUUUUUUUACUAAAUAACACGAAAUAAUUUAUUAUUUUUUAAAAAAAAAAGAAAAAAUAAAUAAAUUUUAACCUAAAGCAAUUAAUUACCUUUUAAAUUGUAUGAUAAAUAAAUAUUGUAUGUUAAAUGAAUACAAAAAGAAAUAAAUGGCUUUAUUUUGGUAAUUCUUAUUUUUGAUUUUAUGAUUAUUAUUAUUAUUUUUUUUUGGUAUUUAAUAAAUUGCUAAUAAAAUUUAAACGACAACAAAUUUUUUUUAAGAAAACAAAAAAAAAGAAA